UGGACACUUUAAAUCACGAAAUCACAAAUAAACUUAUAAUAAUCUGGUCCGUAGAUAUGUCAAGCCUACUUAAACAUAUUCGAGAAAAAAACGUUAGAAAACUUGCAAAAAAAAGCGAAACAGCGGUUGAUAAACUCCCUCCCAUGCUUCAAAAUCGUGAAACAGCUACUUUGGUUCUCAAAGCUCUAAAGAAAGAUCAAUAUAUGCCCGCUCUUGUAUUUGAUGGAAUGAAGCAGGCUGCGAUUAUCUCAAAUCUUACGACAAAUGGAGCAACAAACUAUAAUGAUGUCGUAUUUACCUUUCCAAAUGGUAAUGCCAUUGGAGCAUGGACUGAUCAGAUACGCGUAAAUAUACCGUGGGCAUUGAAUCAACCAGGCGUUCCAGAUGUUUGCACUUCAGUCAUCAGAAUUAACCGAAUUACUGAGCGUGAUACAUGCACACUCUCAACUGCGUUUGAUCUCGAGAACUAUUCAAUU
Molecule: messenger RNA, 476 nt
Organism: Cetraspora pellucida
Lineage: Eukaryota; Fungi; Glomeromycota; Glomeromycetes; Diversisporales; Gigasporaceae
Source: the annotation of a GenBank genome assembly